Molecule: messenger RNA, 4125 nt
Organism: Mycena citricolor
Lineage: Eukaryota; Fungi; Basidiomycota; Agaricomycetes; Agaricales; Mycenaceae
Source: the annotation of a GenBank genome assembly
CAGCCAUUCAGUUGCCCCCACCACUCCGAAGGCUCUCAGAAUACUUUGGUAGAAUCCGGUGACGGAUAGAAGGCAUCCCAACACCGUAUGAGAGUCAAGUGAAGGGCUGGAAGUGAACUACAUCGACGGGACGACUUGGUCAAUCAGCACUCGAGCUUUGGCCGAGGCGUAUAACACUACGUCAUCUCAACAUCCCAGGAACGCUUCCAGUCUCUCAAGCUUCCUUUCCGUUCACCAUGAACGUCCUGCAUGCGAUCGGCAAGACAUUCAGCUUCAGGGCGCUACCAACGACAGCUGCAGUCGUCGCUCUUUACGCGGGACUGCUUGGUGCAGUAUUCUACGGUGAUCAGCUCGCGACUGUACCGUCUCAUCAGGGAGGUCUGAACCUGACCACGGCGUAUGCGGAUCUGCACGAAAUUGCCGCGCGUCCUCAUCCUUUCCUCUCUCAUGCCAACGACAUCGUCCACGACUUCAUACUCGACAGAGUGCAGAGUAUCACCGAGGGCGCCGACUAUGCCGAGGUCUUUGACGACGUGCUGUCGAAUGGGUCGUUCAUGUCUGUCUGGGGCGCACAUGCGGUGUAUAACGAGGCGACGAACGUUCUCGUAAAAAUUGAAGGGACUGAUCCGGAGUACUCGUCCAGCGGCGGCGUAUUGCUCAGCGCACACUACGACUCUGUGUCCUCAGCUGCGGGUGCGACCGAUGACGGUAUGGGUGUCGCGACUCUCAUCCAGCUGGUGGACUACUUCACCAAGCACCGACCACGGCGCACGGUCGUCUUCAACAUCAACAACGGCGAAGAGGACGGCCUGCUCGGGGCGAUGUCCUUCUUGAAGCACCCAUGGUCCAAUCUGACGGACGUGUUCCUGAAUCUCGAGGGCGCUGCUUCUGGCGGGCGCCCGUUGCUCUUCCGUGCCUCCGGCGGCCCAGUCCUGCGCGCCUUCCACCCUUCCCAUCCGCAUGCCAACAUUCUCUCUUCCGACGGCUUCGCGCGGGGGGCCAUCAGCUCCGGAACCGACUUCACGGUCUACACCGCCGUGGGGAUCAGCGGCCUCGAUCUGGCGUUCUAUCGCGGCAGGAGCAAGUACCACACCAAAUUCGAUUCGAUUCCGUAUACUGUGGGGCUGGAACGUGCGCUGUGGGCUAUGAUGGAUUCUGCCCGGUCCACGGCCGUGGCACUGGCGAAUGACGACAGGACGCAUGGUCCCGAUGGAGGCAGGAUGCCAGUUUACUUGGAUUUGUUCGGAAAAUGGAUGGUGCUCGUCAGCAUGAACACCGUUUUCGCAAUUGAUAUCGUCCUCCUCGUCGUCGGCCCGCUCUUCCUCCUGCUCCUGUUUGUCCUCGAAACCGCAGUGCUGCAUGAACGGACGUCCACCCAAAAUGGAGCGCCGCCUCAGCACGCAUUCUUGGAGCGUGCUCGAGCAUCGCUCGUCAAUUUUACUUGGACUAAACCUGCUUGGCAGCUGGCCAAGUUUUGGGUUGCAGUAGCUGUGACUAUUCUUUCGCAGGCGCUGCUCGUGUUCGCGUUCUUGAAAAUCAAUCCGUUUACUGUAUAUUCGCGGCCGGGGCUGGUCGUGGUCUCCAGCGCCACCUUGGCCUAUCUCACACUUUUCUAUGUCCUCACUCCUGGAACUCAUUCCCUGCCCGAGCGUCAGAAGCACGAUAUAUUCGUCCAGCUCUACGUUUUCUCGUGGUUGCUUCUUGUUCUGGCGACCGCAGCCCUAAACUCGGGGAUCGGCGGAUUGUACUUUGUCACCGCAUGGAACGCCGUCGUUCUGCUCGCAUGUGCGAUUGGCUAUGUGGAGAACAUGCUCCAGGUUUCUGGCUCUACAGGUUAUGUCGCACUGCCCCAGGAUGAAGUUACCGCCACUGAAUCUUCCGAGACGACGCCUCUGAUUGCUCGGCCAGUGUCAGCCAAGGAAGUGCCUGGCGCAGCGGGCUGGUGGAUGGCACAGCUCGUUCUCACGGUAUCGGUGCCUGUGGCUCUCGUAUCUCAGAUGGGUUUGAUCGUCAUCACCGCUCUCUCGCAGACUCUGGCGGAUGGAAGUUCGGUGAUAACGGUGUACAUCGUGGUCUGUGCUAUCACGUUCUUUGUCGUACUUCCCGUCGCGCCAUUCACGGUCAAAAUGCAUCCCCGCGUUGGCAUCGUGUGCCUGGGGGUACUCAUCGUCACGGCGGCCACGAGUCUGCUGAUGUUUCCUUUCUCGAUGGACGAGCCAUUCAAGAUGUACUACACCCAGAGUGUUUCCCUGGGCGACAUCUCAUCGCCGGCCGAUUUCAUCAAUGCGACCAGUUUCCUGAUCGGUCUUCCCUCCUUUAUCGAACAGGGUGUCAUCCCUUCUCUGCCCUCGGCCUCGAAGAGCGCUGUCCAAUGCGUCGUCGACCCUUCGGGACGACAGGCCCUGAAAACCUGCUCGUGGGACACAGGGCUGAUCCCGACCCCUGCCAACGUCACCAGUCGCGCCCCCACGAACUGGCUCAAAGCGAGCGUGGAGAAACUCAGCUCGAACUCUGCACGCUUUGUUCUGGAGCCUGUCAACACGAGACAGUGCGUGUUUAACUUCAGCCAGCCGAUUCAGUAUCACCACGUGCACGGCUCAGACCGUGAUUUCCUCCGGCCAUUCACGCCCCCGCCCGAGGGCUAUCGCCGGCUGCAGCUCUGGACCCGCACGUGGGGCAAAAAAUCAACGGUUGACGUCCAUUGGGAUGGUGACGCCGGCCUCAGCGGCCAGAUUGCGUGCUCCUGGGCGGAAUAUGAAAGCGGCAGUGUCAGUGUCGACCGCAGCAUCGGCAAGAUCCCCGGCUGGGAAGAGAUCUUGCAGUUCUCGCCUCGCUGGGCGGCAGCCAUGACCGCCGGGCCGCCCGUCCAAGCCAUAACCACUUUUUCCUUGUAGUGUGAUCAAUUAACCAGCGUACUUGCUUGUGAUCUGAUAAUAAAAACACGCCUCGUCACAAGUGACGUGUCGCGUCCGUGACACGCUCCAAAAUGAGCUCGUCUUCUUCGUCGACGAUCGAAACGACCACUUACUCCAUCAACAAGUACAGCAGGUCGUACUAUCCCAAACCCUCGACCGCGACCUCGGAAUGGCAGCAUUUCACGAAUCCGGUUUUGCGGCUGCACCUCGAUAUCACCCGCCAGUCUGCGUCGGACAAGACGCUCCGGUCGCUGAGGCUGAGAGUUGUCUGGACGAUGACGGCGGCGAAGAGCGAACAGGACAUCGUGCUCGAGGAUCUUGAGUUGCUCGAGUUUUCUUCGCUCGACACCGGGGGCGACAGCCCGUCUCUGAAAGGCGUCCAUCGAGACCUUACGUUUGGAUUCCGGUAUAUGUACGUCCCGGAAUCAGUCGGGCCGCACAAGGCGUUCCGCCGCUUCCAGGUCUCGUUCCUGACAUCUGCAGCACUGACCCAGUUCGCGUCGAUCAUGCAGAACAUCUGCCCCAUCACGGACCAGUCGACGAAAUCGGCUCUGCCCUCUGCGCCCUCCGUCCUCUCGCGGACCUUGACGCAAUCGGUCGUCCUACCUCCACCAAGAGAGCAGGAGCAGCACAACGAGAACCAGAUAGCAGAGCCUCGGCCCUGCGGCGCGAUGCUCACACAAGGCGUCUCGCGCACACACCCCGUCCCGCCGUCCUCGUCUCCCACGCUCCCCGGAUCCUCCCAGCUGCCGCCGCCGAGUCGCCCGUCCGUUGACCCGUCGCCCGCCGCCUCGCAGGCGACCGGGCUCACCAAGUCGUCGUCCCUGCCGGAUUCGACCCCGCCUUCCAGCAUGGGCAUGGGCAUGGGCCCGCCCCCUCUGCCGGCGUCCUCGUCAAGCAUGACGUCGGCGCACGCGGAGAGCCAGACGGCGGCAGCGGCGGGGGAUGUGGUGGGUAUGCUGCGCGACGCGACGGGGUUGUACGACCUGCCGAGGGACGCGCUGGAGCGGCUGGUUGGGGACGUCAUCCGGGAGGACGGGUUCGCGCGCCUGCUCGAUAGGAUGUCGGCGAUGUGGAGUGCCAAGGCGGCUGUGGCCGACUGACGGUAUCGGAGGGCAUUUGUGUUGAGGGCGGAGGAGAUGCGCUUUGCUUGACGAGCGAGUGGGGUAGACAGUUCUUGUGAGGGGAGACUAAUCAGACGAGAUUGUGG